AUGUCGCUGAAUUCGAGUCUUUACCAUUACGUCCAUGAAAAUGGCCGAACUUACCAUCGAUAUAAAGAAGGCAGAUAUUUCCUACCAAAUGAUGCCGCAGAACAAGAGCGGUUAGAUCUACAACACCAAUUGUUUAUAUUGACUAUUGGAAAUAAACUUCAUUUAGCUCCAAUACCGGAAAACCCUCGGCGGGUCUUGGAUAUUGCGACAGGGACGGGUAUAUGGGCUAUAGAAUUUGCCUUCCAACAUCCUGAAUCUUACGUGGUCGGGACGGAUCUCAGUCCGAUCCAACCUGAAUUCUUACCGGAAAACUGCCAAUUCGAGAUCGACGACGCGGAGGACGAAUGGACAUUCGGCGAGAAGUUCAGCUACAUCCACGGGCGGGCGCUGAUGAGCUGCUUCGACGACCCGGCGGCGGUGGUGAAGCAGGGGUUCGAGCACCUGGAGCCGGGCGGGUUUAUGGAGUUCCAGGACGGCCUGUUCCCGAUGAACUACGUGGGGGAGCCGCCGACGGAGUCGGCGCUGUACCGGUGGAACCAGAUGAUGCUCGAGGGCGUGUCGCGGCUCGGGCGCUCGUGGAGCAACGCCAAGAACUACCGCCGGUACUUCGAGGAGGCCGGGUUCCAGGACGUCGUCGAGAAGCGGUUUUACUGGCCGACGAGCCCCUGGGCCAAGGGCGCGUACUACAAGACCGUCGCCACGUAUUUCCAGGAGGACUUGCUUUCCGGCCUCGAGGGCAUCAGUCUCAGGGUGUUGGGCGUGCUGGGCAUGUCGCCCGAGCAGGUCCGGGAAUUCGUCGAGGAUGUGAAGAAGGAUCUUAGGAGUACGAAUAUUCAUGCGUAUAUAACCGUGUAA
Messenger RNA from Daldinia caldariorum, 855 nucleotides. RefSeq names its product S-adenosyl-L-methionine-dependent methyltransferase. The record is from RefSeq and is a predicted model, not a curated record. The transcript is spliced from 6 exons. Gene Ontology annotation, molecular function: methyltransferase activity. Bases 1 to 855 code for a protein of 284 amino acids. Lineage: Eukaryota; Fungi; Ascomycota; Sordariomycetes; Xylariales; Hypoxylaceae.